CUUUGUCACAUUCAAAUCGCUCAGAUAAUUUUCGACAGACCGGGUGAUGCAGAUGGAGGCUUUCAUGUUGCUGUGCGCAUGCGCAAUAAUGCUCGUCGUGUAUUACGUUCACCAGAAAUCAAUUUGGUUCCUCCGAGGUUGCCUUCUACUGUUGGCUGCCAGUCGGAAGCUGCGGCAGCUGCACUUACAACGCCGGUUGUUUCUUCCUUAUCAGUUGCUGCUACGCCGUUCGGUGUCGGCAGCGUGCCUACCGUGCCUUCCGCCCCUAUGCGGGGCUCUGGUGGAUCUAUUCUCAUCGAUCUGAACUGUACCGUCCACUACACACACGUUCUUAAAAUGGAUUCCAACAUCCUCCAGAUCAUCCUUCAAAGGCGGAAAAAGUACAAAAACACUACCAUGAAUUUGGGCUACAAGACGUUUGCAUACUGUAAUAUCAGCCUCUCGCAGGUGAGCCAACUGUUCUGGUGCUUUUACAAUGAAAUGAAUUGA
Messenger RNA from Dibothriocephalus latus, 489 nucleotides. NCBI's taxonomy places the organism in Eukaryota, Metazoa, Platyhelminthes, Cestoda, Diphyllobothriidea, Diphyllobothriidae. The record is from the annotation of a GenBank genome assembly.